Castor canadensis (American beaver) is the source of this 4055-nucleotide messenger RNA. Lineage: Eukaryota; Metazoa; Chordata; Mammalia; Rodentia; Castoridae. The record is from RefSeq and is a predicted model, not a curated record.
UUCGGCUCCUGGCAAAACCUGCUGUCCGCGCUUUGGCCUGAGGAGGUUCUCGGUAGAUUGGCUCAGACGCCGCAUCUUCCCUGGGCUGCACUUGCUGGCGCCCUGUUCCCUGCGUAGCAAGGUACACAUGAUGCAGAAUGUGCACCUGGCGCCAGAGACAGACGAAGAUGAUCUUUAUUCUGGUUGUAACGACUACAAUCCAACCUUUGCUACGGAGAUAGAAAAUCUUGUUCUUUUUAUGUUAGAGUUUUGUUAACCGGCUUAGGUGAUGUGAGCGUUCUCUGCUUUUUUAUGCUUUUGAUGAAGUAGCUGAUUCAUAAGCUGGAAAAGUGCUGUGAGUGACUACACCAUCAGCAUUGCAGCUCAGGGGAGGAAGGUCAGGAGGAUGGUGGUAGGAGUGAAUUCACAGUUACAGAUUCUGUUCUUCAGCACUGGAUCUCUGAGGGUCCAAGUGAAACAGACUUAGAUCUCAUUGAAACUGGGUUGUUGAUCCCAAGUUUGUAUCCCAGCAAAGUCAAUAAUUGAAGGCCGGAGCAGGAGUUAAGAGUAAAGCAAGUGCAAAGUUCAUUAAAAUGAUAGCAAAGCUCCCACAUGAAUGGGAGGAGAUGUGGAAAGCUAAAGCUGUAGUUUAGCUGAAGUCUAGGAAUGACAUAGGGCACUAACUGGCUUAGGUCCAACUAUUUUAUCUUGAAACUAUAUUUGUGAUUGGUUGGCAUCGAGUCAGCUUCUCUCUGAACUCAGCUACCCGUCCAUCCCUUCCUUAUAGAACUGAACAUUCCAAGAAGGCCUGGUCAGCUUGUCCUGGCCUUCAAAGUCUAUUCAACUCAUCCUGGCCUUGGGGCCCGCCACCUACAUUGUGCAGCUUUAGUUUGCUAUUUUGGUAAUGGGUUUGUUAUUUCUCUGAGAAGCCUGUGCAGGCCUCCUUAGAUGUCUGCUUUUAAAGUGUCUUUCUCAUCCAAAGUGGAGUCACCUCUGUCAUUGUUCAUGUUAUAUCCUGAGGAUACCUGAGAUCAGCUUCUAGUGCUCUAAGUAUGAAAUGAAGUAGUUAUUCAUUUUCUUUUGUUAUGUAAGUAUUUUACAGAAAAAUUAGGAAAUAGAGAUGAGUAUAAAGAAAAAAACCACAACCAUGAACUAACUCUUCGUGCUGCUUAACCUGAGGGUUUGCUGUCUUUUAACAUAUGCAGAUGUUUUCUUUCUUAUAUAAAAACACACAUCACAAAUAUGCAGAUAUGAUUAUGCAGUCUACUUUGUGAACUUUGAUUUGCAGUGUAAGAUUUUCCAAAAACAGAGUACAUUAGUAAAACAAUUGAUACCAGUUCUUUCUCCCAGUUAUGAAUGUAAAGUUACUGAUGAUUGCAUCACUUAGAAAUAACUGCUUUCAACAUUUUCUUGUUUUGUCUUUUCUUUAUGCAUAUGUAGACAGUUUUCUUUUUCAUGUGUUCGUGAUUGAACUAGCAUUUACUUUUCUGUUUGCUUUUUUACAUUCAACUGUAGCAUAAUCAAUGUUGUAUGAUCCUAAAUAUUUAGAUAAAUAAAAUUUUAAUGGCUACAAACACUGAAAGCAUAUAGUUAACUGGAUGUAUUUUCUUACCAUAGGUUGUUUUUUCCUACUUUUUUGGUAUUUCAAAUGAAAUUGCAGUAAACAGUUUGAUACAUUAAUAAUUUCAGUGGUUUGAUCAAACACUUUUUCGACAGAAUCUCUGGACGGAUUAAUAGAUCAUAAAGCACCAGAGAAAUUUCCUGUGUUUCCAGGUUGUCACAGCGUGCCUUGUGUCACACUGAUUUAGUUGGAAGUGAAUACUCAAGAAUAUUGGACCCCAAAAUAAAUCACAGAGCAAAAUAAAAAUGCUGUUUGGUUUAUGUUUGGUUUUCUGUUAUAUAAAUUAGUUGUAAUAGUAACAAGUUCAAUAUAUAACUUAAUCUCAUGAAACUGUUGUUUAAGACGUUCAUAAAACAUGCAACUUGUUCAUCUAAGCACAAAGAAAAAUUUGCAAAAGUUGUGCUUGGUGUUUGUAAUUGGAGAAUUUGUUGACCAUUUUUUAAGUGUCUCGUUUAGUUAGAUUUUAUUGAUUUAUCAAAUUUUACUAAAUAGUUUAGAAAUCUUAGAAGAUACCUUUUUAUCAAAAGAUCUGCCAAACUAGAAGUACAAUUAAUGAUGCUAGAAGUUGCCUGUGGCUUUAUGCUUUGUAUAAAAGUUCCCAGUUUUUAUGACUACGAAUUGUGUACUUAUUUAAUUUUAUGGAAUUGAUAUGAAAGAUUACAGAGAUAAUUUAUAGUAAAAGUUGAGUAUGAUUGUGUGCAAUAAAAGCAUGUUUUAAACUGCAUUGUAUUACCAUCAUGGUUUUAUAAACACCUUAUUUUUUAAAAAGUUAAUUGAUGGUGACUAUCUUAUAAGUUAUGUUUGUAUUUUUAAACUUUUGUCAAAUAUGUUAAUCUGUUUCUUGUUACUGUAACAAAAUACCUGAGGCUGGAUAAUACAUAAAGAAAAGAGGCUUUUCAACCCACAGUUUUGGAGGCUGAAAGUCCCAGAUUGGACAGCGCCAUCUGCUUGUUUUCUGUGGAGGGCCUCUUGGCUGCAUGACAACAUGGUAACUAGUAUCGUGGUAAGGAGUGUGUAAGAGAGGGACAGAUCUCAUGGUGAGAUAGGAAGCCAGAGAGGGGCCAGUUUUACUCUUCUUCUAUAACCCAUUUUCUCAGGAACUAAGUACAUAGCCCAGCAUCAAUCAACUCCCAAGGGCUCUGUCCCAGUGACAUAAUCACUUUCAGUGCAGUAGGCCCACCUUAUGAAGGUUCCACAUCCUCGUCACUGCGACCCUUGAGAUCAAGCCUCCAGCACACGAACCUCUGAGGGACAAACCACAUCCAAACCAGAGCAGCAAGUAAUUUUGUAGAGGGAAGAAUGGAAUAAAUGGAAGUCAAGUGUGAGCAUUGUGCACAUGUCAUCUGGAGUGUUAUCCUGACAGUGCUCUAGCUACCAGGAAGAAAAAAUGUGAGGAAAGUACAUAUCCUUCGAAACUUGAUCCUUUAACGAGACAUUAUGAUGUCAUCCAUCUAAACAGUAGUCAAUGAAAUGUCCUCCUCCUAGGGCAAUGGGAGCUGUGACAGUUGGUGCCAGAUUUGAAGGCAGGAAUCCUUGAGCCCUAUCCAUUUGGGAUAAGAUGAAUUACAGAGGAUCUUGAAUACCAAACCAAAGAGUUAAAAGUUUUUAAAAUCCAGUUCAUUUUGAAUGUGAAAUUUCUUUUUAUUUUAGGAAUUGGAAACUGAUACUGGUUUUCAGCAAGCAGUGAGAACUAGUCAUGGCAGAAGACCUCCAAUAACUGCUAAAAUCCCAAGCACUGCAGUUACUAGACCUAAAGCUACUGGAUAUGGGUCCAAGACAUCCCUGCAUUAUCAAUGGAAAGACCAGUGACAGGGGCCAUUCAUGCUCUGCGUUUGAUCCCCUUGGUCAGGCCAGGGGCCCUGCACCUCCUCUGGAAACCAAAAAUGAAGAUAGUCCAGAAGAAAAGAUCAGGCAACUAGAGAAGGAAGUAAAUAAGUUGGUAGAAAAAAAUUGUAUUGCCAACAGUUGUGGAGACUUAAAAGUGGCCUUGGAAAAAGCAAAGGAGGCAGGAAGAAAAGAGAGAGUUCUGGUGAGACAACGAGAACAACUUACAAGUCCAGAAAAUAUCAAUUUGGAUGUAACUUACUCAGUUCUUUGCAACUUGGCCAGUCAUUAUUCAGCUAAAGAAAUGUACGCUGAAGCACUAAACACCUGUCAAGUUCUAGUGAAAAAUAAGAUGUUUAGCAAUGCAGGGAUACUGAAAGUGUAUAUGGGAAAUAUUUAUGUAAAGCAAAGAAAUUAUUCCAAAGCUCUUAAGUUCUACCAAAUGGCCUUAGAUCAGAUCCCAAGUGUCCAUAAAGAAAUGAGGAAAGCCAUGGCAGAAAAAUACAUCCUGACAGCUGCAAAACUCAUUGCACCUGUAAUUGAAACAUCUUUUGCUGACAUUCAUUUUUGUAACCUGUGCUUCAUACCAGUCUGUAUGCUUUUGUUUGAAUAUAUUUCUUUGGUAAAAUGA